Corapipo altera (White-ruffed manakin) is the source of this 3427-nucleotide messenger RNA. RefSeq names its product aryl hydrocarbon receptor nuclear translocator like 2 (gene BMAL2). Gene Ontology annotation, molecular function: DNA-binding transcription factor activity, RNA polymerase II-specific; RNA polymerase II cis-regulatory region sequence-specific DNA binding; protein dimerization activity. Gene Ontology annotation, cellular component: nucleus; aryl hydrocarbon receptor complex; cytoplasm. NCBI's taxonomy places the organism in Eukaryota, Metazoa, Chordata, Aves, Passeriformes, Pipridae. Gene Ontology annotation, biological process: regulation of transcription by RNA polymerase II. The coding region runs from base 679 to 2523 and encodes 614 amino acids. The record is from RefSeq and is a predicted model, not a curated record. The transcript has 18 exons.
UUUGUACUUCUUGGAUGGUCUUUGCUUUUUCACAGAGAGAAUUAUUCCAGUGGGGGGUUUCCUGUAUUAUUUUCGUCCGUCCUGAUGUGUUCAACAUGCUUUUAAAAGAUUUUUGAUUUUUAAUAAGCUUUUAAUAUAGAUAUGCUUAAUGCCGAGAGCCAAACAUAGAUCAUAAUGGACUUGUCUUUGAGGAACUAUUCAUUUACCAUUAAAUUUCAAUCGUCAGUGUGCCAGGGGCAUUAACAAUGGAAUGAACAGUAAUAAAAGUGUCAUUUUUCCAUGCUGGAGUUUUAUUGGGCUUGCAAACCAGGCUAGUGUAAGUUAUAGCCCUUGAGGUGGUAAAACACAUCAUCUCUGGUUGAAUUAAACUGUUUCUAGUAGUUAAAAAUGAUUUUACAGGGAAAUAAUCCAUCUUCCAAAGUGAGAGAGCUGGAGAAGAAAUCUUUCAUCCUAGACUCCACGAGGUUGACCCUCUCCAGCAAGAGAGAGGGAGCACCUUGGAAUUACCUGGUGUAAUGAUAAUUAUUAGAGAGCCCUCAGAGAUUAUUUUACAUCACCUUUAGUGACUUCUCAGAGCUGACCUGGCCUUAGGAGCUGUUUCUACCCACUUCUUGCUCAGUGAGUGAUAAUUUGCCAGUAGAUGGGAGCCCGUGUGUUGCCUCUGGAGUCUCCAGCCUCAUGAAUCCCAUAACCAAGCCUGCCACCACCACUCCUUUCAAUGCUCCUGUGCCUGAGAUUCCCAGGAAGCGCAAAGGGAGUGAUUCCGAUAACCAGGAUACGGCUGAAAUUGAUGGUGAUCCUCAGAAAAGGAGUGAAGAUGAAGAACAUGUUAAAGUGAAAGAUUUCAGUUACAGAGAUAAGGCCAGGAAGCAGAAAUGUCUCCUAGGAAUUCCUAAGGACAUCUGGAGUUUUCCUCUGUACAGUAGGGUGUCCAGAGAGGCUCACAGUCAAACAGAGAAACGAAGGAGAGAUAAAAUGAAUAAUUUGAUAGAGGAAUUGUCUGCUAUGAUCCCUCAGUGCAACCCCAUGGCCAGAAAGCUGGACAAGCUCACAGUGUUAAGGAUGGCUGUGCAGCACUUAAAGUCUUUAAAAGGUUCCAGCAGCUCCUAUUCAGAAGUCAGAUAUAAACCUUCAUUUUUAAAGGAUGAUGAACUCAGGCAGUUAAUCCUGAGGGCUGCAGAUGGAUUCCUGUUUGUGGUUGGAUGCAACAGAGGAAAAAUCCUGUUUGUCUCUGAAUCAGUUUGCAAAAUACUGAAUUAUGAUCAGGCCAGUUUAAUUGGACAAAGCCUGUUUGAUUAUUUGCAUCCAAAAGAUGUUGCAAAAGUCAAGGAGCAACUUUCUUCCUCAGAUGUCUCCCCUCGGGAGAAGCUCGUGGAUGGCAAAACUGGCUUGCAAGUCCACACAGAUUUCCAAGCUGGACCGGCUCGGCUGAAUUCCGGGGCUCGCCGUUCCUUCUUCUGUCGGAUAAAGUGUAGUAGGACCACAGUGAAGGAAGAGAAGGAGUGUUUGCCCAACCCAAAGAAGAAAGAUCACAGGAAAUACUGCACCAUUCACUGUACUGGGUACUUGAAGAACUGGCCUCCUAAUGAGGUGGGAGUAGAAGAAGAAAAUGAUGCAGAAAAGGACAGUAGUAACUUUAACUGCCUUGUUGCAAUUGGGAGGUUACACCCUUAUAUUGUUCCCCAAAAGAGUGGAGAGAUAAAAGUCAAAGCAACAGAAUUUGUUACCCGGUUUGCCAUGGAUGGGAAGUUUGUUUAUGUAGAUCAGCGUGCAACAGCAAUUUUAGGUUACCUGCCCCAAGAGCUUCUAGGAACUUCUUGUUACGAGUACUGCCACCAGGAUGAUCACAACCAUCUAGCUGAAAAACAUAAAGAAGUGCUGCAGAAUAAAGAAAAAGUCUUUACAAAUUCCUACAAAUUUAGAGCAAAAGAUGGGACUUUUGUUACUUUAAAGAGUCAGUGGUUUAGUUUCAUGAAUCCAUGGACCAAAGAACUGGAGUACAUUGUGUCAAACAACACUGUGGUAUUAGGUCAUAAGGAGUCAACUGAAGAAGAGGUUUUCUACAGUUCCCAGCCUGCAGAAGAUGCUGUAAAACAGUCUGUAAGUGUACCUGGAAUGUCCUCUGGAACAGUCCUUGGUGCUGGAAGUAUAGGAACCGAAAUUGCAAAUGAAAUAUUAGAGUUGCAAAGGUUGCAUUCUUCACCAUCAGGGGAGUUAAGUCCAUUACAUCUCCUGAGAAAGUCCCCUUCUCCAGCUUUACCUGUGAACUGCAGCAAUGUGCCAAAUAAAGAGUUGAUCCAGUUAUGUCCUUCAGAAACAGAAGUUCUGGAGAAUUCCGAACAAACCCGGGCUGCUAUUCCAUUUCCCAACAAUGAGCCUCUACUCAGUGGUAACUCCCAGCUGGACUUUGAUGCAAUAUGUGAAAAUGAUGACACUGCCAUGACAGCUCUCAUGAAUUACCUGGAGGCUGAUGGAGGCCUUGGGGACCCAGCUGACCUCAGUGACAUCCAAUGGGCUCUCUAGUGUUGCUUUUUUGGGAUAAGAAGGAAUGUAAAACCCAUAAUGCACAACAACCACACAUCCUCAGUACUGUAUUAUAGUUUUUUUAAUGUCUCAGUUGGAUUCAAACUUACUGUCUAUAUAUAUUUUUAAAGACUGAAGCCUUGUUCAGAGAGACACAACUUCUGCUGCACCUCUGGAAAAAUGCAAUAUUUUUUUUUUCAUGAUGAGGAAACCUUGAAAUUUUAAUAUUGAACCAUCUGUAACUGGAAUGCUUAGAACACAUUAGUAUAUUUUUGCUAAGAAACUUUAACCAAAAGGUACUGUACAAUGUACAGGAAUACUUAUUUCUUAGUUUUAAUACUUAAACUUUUAUUUAUUGGUUUUGUUCCAAGCAGUAGAAUAUUGGUUAUCCAUGUUACCUUCUGUAGAACCUACUGUACUUGUAUGGUUUGAGGAUAUUUGUAACUAUUAAAUUUCGUGGAAAUGAUGAUUUGCACACACUAGAGUUGUAAAAUAAGGUUUUGUGAUUCUCAAAUGAUACAGUUCGUGAUUCCUUGCCCUUCUCAGCAGUGCAAUUUUUGCAGUCAAAAGUGAAAAUAAAGAAUACAGAUCUGGGAACAAAGGUUGGAAUUGGAUCCCCAGAACAAACAGAAGAGAAUGGUUUGAGAAAAACAGUCAUUUUCCCAGUAACCAACAUGACAAGGGUAUGAGAAAAGAGCACCAAACUUUUUAAUUACUAUUUUGUAUUAUUUUUAAUGUAUUAUUAGUGCAGAGAACCUGAGACAAACAAUGCCAUAACUGUAAUAAAGCACUUAGCUCUUCUACCAGGUUAUUUUCUAACUAGAAAAGUCUGAACAGACUGUCUUGGUUCCAGAGUGAGACUUGCACUGUCUGUUAGUGAAAAAAUGUUAAAUUCUAAAGCCUC